Dentiscutata heterogama is the source of this 225-nucleotide messenger RNA. Lineage: Eukaryota; Fungi; Glomeromycota; Glomeromycetes; Diversisporales; Gigasporaceae. The record is from the annotation of a GenBank genome assembly.
AUGGAAAAUGAAGAUUAUAUUGAAUUGGCAGGUAAUAUUGAACUAGUAGAUCUUACUAACGAAGAAACUGUUUGGGUUGAAACGGAAGAUAUUGAUAAUAUCUAUAGCGAAGAACCUAUGGUUGAAAAUGAUUGGUAUUGGAAAGAUUUUCAAAAUGUUGUUCGUAAAAGCUUUGAAUUUUUUUCAAAUCGUAGCGUAACGGUGAUUGAUAACAAUGGGUAUUAG